Messenger RNA from Loxodonta africana (African savanna elephant), 16222 nucleotides. It is a transcript of the gene DNMT1, whose product is annotated as DNA methyltransferase 1. NCBI's taxonomy places the organism in Eukaryota, Metazoa, Chordata, Mammalia, Proboscidea, Elephantidae. The coding region runs from base 7825 to 12309 and encodes 1494 amino acids. Gene Ontology annotation, molecular function: DNA (cytosine-5-)-methyltransferase activity; DNA binding; zinc ion binding. Gene Ontology annotation, cellular component: nucleus. The transcript has 39 exons. Gene Ontology annotation, biological process: negative regulation of gene expression via chromosomal CpG island methylation. The record is from RefSeq and is a predicted model, not a curated record.
CCUUACAAUUCCCUGGUGACUAGAAACUCGGCUUCUUUUCAGACGCCCAAGUAGAGCAAGCUUUGGGUUCACCUCGAGGGUCCCCUUCCCUAAGCUGCCGUGGGCCAGGCUCCUGCUGCCAGCCUGGUCCGGCAGGAAGUGGGUAGCCCGCAGCCUCUGGACACCCCUGGGCCCCGCACUCCGGCCUCUAUUUCCGGUGCCCGGCCAGCUCGGGGGUCUGGCCCGCCGGCCCCCUUGGGGCACUUCACGUUCCCCUCGGCCCCUACAACCGCCGUACGCUGCGGAUCCCGAUGGCGGCCUCCAGACACGGACGUCGCCGGUCAGGGGCCGGGCGCAGUCGGCUCGGGUUUUCGAGCCUCGUUUUCCUUGGGGGGCUCUCGCCCCAUCUCAGAUUGCCGGUUCUCGCCCCUCUGGGGAGGUCGUAUUCUGGAAGAACUCUUACCCUGCUGCUUAGGGCCAGGACUGGGGCAGCGUGAAGGCUGAAUGCGUUCUGGUCUUUCCUAGGAAAUCUGCCGCUGUGAAUCUGUGCCUUGAGGCAGGGGCACCGAGGAAGCCUUGCUAGUGAGAACUGGCUGCGGUUUCCAGCGUGGGGAAGUGAGGGGGCCGGCUAAUGUCUGGGCCCCCGCUGGAGCACUUAACGCCUAAGUAGGGACCUCUGCAGGCAGGGCUUGGCGGGAAGACUGUUUGACCCAGGCCUUUGGUCCUGAUGGGCGUUAAAUUCACUCUUUGGAAACUUGUUUCAAGUGAGGUGUGCGUGUAGACAGCAGGAACCCUGACCAGGUCUGAACACUUCCAGCCAGAUUUGUGAACCUGGUUUUGCCAUUUCCCUGCCCUUGUUUUCUCUGUCUAACCAACCUCUAUGGUUGUGCCAGGUCAGUUUUGAUUUGGGCUCUUGGGGUGGGGUGGGGUACUUGGGUUUCUGUACCAGGAGUUUAUGGUUCAAACCACUUCUUAACAGGGGAUGUGUCUUGUGGGAGGAAACCAUAGGUCUCCCUCUCCCCCAAGAUACCUUAGUAUUUAAAAUGGAAGUGGAAUUACGAAAGUACCAGGCUUCAUGACAUUAGGCCCCAACAAGAGAAGUUUGGGCCCAGCCUUAUUUACCUUGAUGGUGAGAACUCCUCCUCCACUGACUUGUUUAUGGCCUUAGGCAAGUGUGUACUGCCUGUCUGCAUCUGUGGACUAGGAUUAAUAACACGGGUUAUAAACUAGCAGUGGGUUAAAUGAGAAUAUGUCUACCAUGUAAAGGCUCAAAUGUUAGCAUUGUUAUCAGCUAAUUUAGCUUGGUUUUCUCACUCCUGCUAAUCAGCUACUAAUUAUAUAACGUGCUUUACAUUAUCUCAGUUAAUCCUCGAGUUUUUAAGAGUAGCUGCUGGGUAGUUCACUGCUAGGAAGCAGGGAUUCCUGCCUAGGCCUGCUUUUUGCCAAAGCCCUUCUCUUUGACUAGGGGCUGGUUGUGAAUGGGCUUAGGUGCUCUAUUUGGCCCACACAAAGUGUUUUGUAUGGCUGAAUUCAAAUACCUUUAGGUGAGCCCUGGUGGUGCAGUGGUUAAGUGCUCAGCUGUUAAUCAAAAGGCCUGUGGUUCGAUCUCGCCAGCCGCUCCAUAGGAGAAAGAUGCGGGAGUCUGCUUCCACAAAGAUUACAGCCUUGGUAACCCUAUGGGGCAGUUCUACUCUGUUUUUUAGGCUUGCAUAGAGUUAGAAUCGACUCUAUGGCACCAGGUUUGGUUUUUUGGUUUAGAUGAAUCUUACAAUCCACCAUUCACCCCGGGUUCCAUAUUACUUUGAGCUAGAAUUGCCCACCGAGGUAUGAAGUUUUGAACGCCUGCUUUAGGCCGUGUGGUGGUAAUUGAAAUGUCAGUUUAUGCGACCCUCUCAACAACUUUUUUUUUUUUAAUUUACAUUUGGAAAUACUUUACGGUACAAAAAAAUACACGCAUAAACAUGACAUUGAAACUUAGAUUUGUAAAUAGCAGUAUAACUUCUUGAUUUAGUGAAGUUAGUAGAGAAGCAUAAUCUAUAAGAGGUACAUAAGUUGAGUAGAAUAUUCCAGGAGCUAAAUUAGGCCUGGUCCUCAUUAGGCUGCUCUUGCAGUUUCUGUCCCUUCUGCGAACUUGUGCUUAUAUGGCAGCUUCCUUUUUAAACUCAGAUAUGACUCCAUUAGAUGUACGAUGAUACUAGAAAGAAUUUUCACGUUUGGAUUUUUAAGUCUUUGAGUUCUUUUUGGAGUAUAAUAUACUCCUUGCCUUUCAGGGCGAGCCACAUCUUUCCACUGAGUUUUUCUUAUUCUGUCUAAGCCAUCAUUAUUUGCACAGAAAUUGCGAUCUUCUCCUGUUGGUCUUCCUGCCGCCACUCUGACCCUGAGGCAGGUCUGUUUCCUAGAGUGUGGAAACUGAUCCUCUUAAAACACAAAUUGGAUCCAGUGGUUUUCCUGCCCCACACACUGCCUGGUGCACUUGGCACAAAGUCCAGACUCCCUGUCCACUUGCCUGCCUAAUCGCGUGCUCUUCUCAUGAGCCACACAGGCCUCCCCCUUUGAGGUUCUCACCCAACCUGUGCAGAGGGAGCAGCCUGAGACUGGGCUCCACCUUCCUCUUUGAAGCUGGCUGCUGUCAUUUUGGAAACCCUGGUGGCGUAGUGGUUAAGUGCUACAGCUGCUAUCCAAAAGGUUGGCAGUUCGAAUCUACCAGGCGCUCCUUGGAAACUCCAUGGGGCAGUUCUACUCUGUAUGGGGUCACUAUGAGUCGGAAUCGACUCAGUGGCAAUGGGUAUGGUUUUGGUUUUUUACUGUCCUUUCAUCUUUGAGACCACUACUCAGAAAGACUCUUCCCCUCCUCUGAAAUAUGAAGGGUUUUGAAUUCUGUCAGCACACCCAGUGUGCUGCUUUUGCAACCCUGGAGUUAAUGACUAUUUCAGGGACUGUUGUCAGACUGUGUUUGCCUUUUUCAUUGUAUCUGCAGCCUGGGGCACAGUAGCCUCUCAGAUGUUUGCGUGCCAGAGUUUUCCUUUUAAUGAAGCCUCGAUUUACAUACUGAUAUUAGCAACCUCCUUAGCACAACUCUGAUUAGCCUUUACAAUUAUCAUAGGUUUCUUAUCUGCUAUUUAUUCUGUGAUUAGAUCAAGCAAGGCCUUGAAAUUCUUAACUCAAGUUCCGUGCUCCCUACCAGUAGGCAUUGAAAAGGACAAAACUGAUUUAUCUUUUCAAGAACUGCUACCCUGCAGUGGGAUUUAAAGGCAGACUACUUGGGUUCAAUUCCGCUGACCACUCACCAGCUGUGUGACCAAGUGAUCUAACCUCUGGGUGCCUUGUUGUCUUCAUCUGUAAAGUGGGAUUGCCUUCACCUGUAAAAUGCUCCACAGGGGUGUCAUGAAGACUUACUGAGGUGAUAGGUGUAAAAGGAGUUAGGGCAGCACCCUCACAGAAGCCCCUAUCACUGGAUGUCAUAUGUUCAGCUGAAUAUCAGUUCCCAUUGGGGAGCAUAAUUUAAAGUACAGACAGGCAGAUCUGACGCUGAGGCAGCGUCAGGUAUCUGAUGCUGAUGUGUGCCCUGUGGAAAUGAGGUAAAUGAAUGUCUGCUGCUCAUCCCAUCCUUCCUUUCUGGUAGCACAGUCUCCGCUCACUAUUUCUGCUGCUCCCUUAGCUUGUGUUCCUACUCUCGAUUAGAAGUUUUUCUCUUAAGGAUAGAGGUGGCUUUCUAUCGUCUUUCUUAGUAUCUUGAUUCUUAAAUCUUUGUAUCUUUGGCUUUCGUGAUGCUGUUUACAACCAGGAGGGCUUUUUUUUCCAGAUUUUUUUCCCCUUUUCCUGUAUUCCUGGACCCUCAUCUCUUCCAGUCCUAGGACUUUUGGCCUCAGCGAUCAGGCUGCUGGCUGGAGAUGGCUACCUACAUUUUUAAUGUCUUUCCUGAGAGCCAUUCCUAGUUUCUAGCUGAUGAAUGGCCAUCUAGACCACUACUGUAAACCAGGACACAUCACUCCUGAAACUCUUCUCCUGCCUGGUCUCUUUCCUCCCCAACAAAAAGUUCUGAAUUUCACAGGUUCAUGUAUUAGUAACAAAUUAACCACAAACAUGGUGGCUUAAAUAAAACAACAUAAAUUCAUUAUCUUAUAGUUCUGUAGGUCAGAAGGUCCAGUACUGAUUUCACUGGAUUAAAAUCAAGGUGUCGUUUGGCAGGCUGCAUUUUCUUUCUGGAGGCUCUACGAGAGAAUCAGUUUCCUGCUCAUUUGAGUGGUUGGCAGAAUUCAGUCCCUUACCAUUAUAGGACUGACAUCCCGUUUUCUUGCCGACUACAAGCUAAGGGUCUUUCCUGAUUCCUAAAACCCAUUGCUAUCAAGCUGAUUCGGACUCAUAGUGACAUAUAGAGGUUACCAAAUCCCUGGGCUUGUGGCCCCCUUCCUCCAUCUUCAAAGCUGACAGUGGUGGGUGCGGUCCUCACACCACAUCUCUCUCUAACUGCACCUGGGAAGAUUCUGCUUUUAAGGACUCAUGUGAUUAGAUUGGGUCCCCUGGAUAAUCUAGGAUAAUCUCCCCGUCUCAAGGUCCGUAACCUUAGUCAUAUCUGCCAAGUCCUUUUCGCCAAGGAAGGUAACAUUCACAGGUUUCUGUGAUUAGGGUGUGGGCACCUUCGAAGGGCCAUUAUCCUGCAGACCACAGAUGUGCAGUAGUAUUUACCCACCUCACCUACCAUUCAGCCAGCCUCAGGAUGAAAGGCUGACAGAACUUGGCAGCUUCUCUGUGUGGUCUCUGCUCUUGCUGCUACAGCCACAUUUCAGACCAGCGGUUCUGAUUUAGCAAUGUUAGAGCAACUUAACAUUUUUAAAGCUCUUCCUAUCCAGUCUGUAGUGUCCAUUUCUGUCUGCCAGAUUAAUUUUCUUAAAGUGUGGCUCUGAUAUUGUGGCUUCUGCCUCCCCUGUGACUCCUUGGAUGGUUUGUUACUAUGGAACAAAAUUGAUGAUUUUUAGCCUGCUCUUUCUGACCUUCCUCUGAGUGACCUCUCUCUGGACUUGCCUUUUCUACCCUGUGUGUCAGCACAUGUGUGUUUGUUUCCUGGGUAUACCCUGAACCUCUUCCCUGCUGUGGGACACUCCUGUUGGUACACCUCCCUCUGCUCAGUUACACAGGGCUCUCAGCUGUCUGAUACUUUCUCUUCCAAAACCCUCAGAUUUUAAUGGUAUUUGUCUGCCUUCUUCAUGGUCAUGCAUGCCUUAUCUCCCUUAUAAGACUAAAUCUCUGAGGGAAGGAACUAGGAGUGAAUCAUGGGCUCUUGGGCUGGAAUACAUCUAAGGUGGUUUUUUCUUUUAUCAUGGCUGCUGUUCUUGAGUACUCUGCUAGCUCCUUAACACCCAUCUCUAAUUCUCCUGGUUAGGAAGAUAAAGCAGAUAUGAGGUGGUGUCAUCACAAUUUUACUGGGGAAGGAUGGAAUCACAAGUUAAGGGGAGGAGAAGCUCACUGCUGAGCAGCCUCCAUCCUGUCAGCACUUCUGGCUCUUCUGUGCCUGCCCCGUGCUCCAGUCUUCACCGGGCAAGACAUCCUAGGCAUUCUGAAGAUUUCUUUCUCUUUUUGUCAGGCUAAAUGUCCCAGCUCAUAGGAAGGGUGGAGAGAAUUCAGAGCCACAGAUCUGUGUGCCCACAUGAGGAGUGAUCAGCACUCUGGAAGGGCACCUUGCUGGGCUUCACAGUCAGUGAACUCUUGAGGUAACCUCAGGACCAAGGCACCGUCCGGUUGCUUGAGUUAGGAGCUGUGUCCUGCCCCAAAUUUAGGAGCAGAAUAACUGAGAAGUCAGAUGCAGUGCUACUUGAGCAGCAUGUGUGCCUCCGGCUUUAAGUGCUGAGUUUUGUGGCUGUCCUGGUGUAGGGCUCUCCCAGGACCUGAGUUCCAGCUGGGAUGGAAAGAAUUUUGCCAUGUGCUCCUGGAAAUCUUAGCUCCCAAUAUCCUUGAGUCUAAAUCAUACAGUGUUACCACUGUAUCCGCAGGGUGCUAAGUGUCUUUUUCUGCAGAAGGGCUUUUCCUGAGUACCCAGCAAGUCGGGAGGUCUCUGCCUGGUGGCACCGACAUCUACUCACCAGGUUACUGCCUCGAGCGGGGUCUGGCAUGCAGUAGGCACCCACAGAUGUGAGUGGCGCUCGAAGUUCGCAUGCACUCGGAGCAGCCACUGUGUGACAUCAGUCCAGCAAAGCCCAUCACUCCUGGUUUUGCUGCUUAUACUUGCCUUCUGGAAAUACCAACCUAGAAGAGCUCUGUUUCUGCACUUCAGGCUAGUGAUAACAGCACCUGGUCUGUGUGCUGGCUGGAAGGGUAGAGAGAUGGAAAAGGCUGGGUCCCUGCCCAGGGUGCUCCCCCUUCCCUAGCAGACGCUCACCCAGCUGGUUAAACCUGUUCACACCGCACUGCCUGCAGUCAGCACCUAGACUAGGAGCAACAGCCUCUCAAAUCAUCUCCCUUUUCUUGGCAUCUUAUUUGUUUUCCCCUUACCUCUUUAAAAGACAAGACACUAGUCUUCAAUAAUCAGUGAUUUUCCAGCCAAACUCAUGACAGUUCUGUACUUCUGAACACUUAGGUACAAAUAUUCCUAAGAGUGAACUCUCUUUGGUUAGAUGCCAGCCACCUUUUCUAACUUCCUCUCUCUGUCUCUCCUGCACAUGGGCACCCUCUGCUACCCCAGAUGCCUUGACUCCCCCAUUUCAUACAUUCCUUAUUGGAAUGCUGCCACCCCCAGCUCAGCCUUUGGGAAUGUUAGCUUAGUGUUCCCCACAGUAUUCUGUGGCCCUGGGUCACUUAUUCUAACAGGGCCACGCUGUGGCACACCCUUUUAUAGGCUCUUGCUAGACCCAAAUAGAGGGAGACCAGCUGUAUGUCAUUUAACUGGCAGGAGGAUUCCAGCUGUGUGACCUGCUCCCCUUUUCUGGUGCUGUAAAAAUAAUAUAUAUUCUGUUAGAGAGCUCUUAUAUCACCUCUCACCAUUAUCAGAAAAAACCGCCUUCAAGUAGGGGGUCCUCAUUCAGGUCACAAAUGACUUAGUGUGUAGGCUUUACAGUAGGAUGUUCUAAACAUUGGAGGGAGAAAAAAGUCACUUUUUUUUUCUAACAUUCGUAUGUGUCAAAAGAAACCUGGGUGGCACAAGCAUUUUGCAAUCAGUUGCUACCCUAAAAGUAGCAGUUCAAACCUACCUCGCAAUUCCGUGGAAGAAAGUCCUGGCAGUCUCUUUCUGUAAAGAUUAUAGCCAAGAAAACCAUAUGGAGCAGUUCUGCUCUGUAACAGAUGGGGUUGCUGUGAGCCAGGGCUGACUUGAUGGCAACUAACAACAUAUGUGUUAAACUUAUUUUCAGAGUUGAUUAAGUGUGGUAUUAAUUCUUUUAUUUUUUUAUUGUGGUAAAAAUAUACACAGCAAGGAAUACACCAAUUUAACAAUUUCCACAUGUAUAUAAUUCAGUAACAUUGAUUACAUUCUUCAAGUUGUGCAACCAUUCUUGCUAUCCUUUUCUAAUUCCACUACCAUUAACAUAAACUAAGGAAAACCUUCCCCUUUUCCCCCAAAAUUAAUUGUUUUAGGUUUAAAAAAAAAAAUAAAGUUGUGUAAUAAGCGUUUCUUUCUUCCCCCAGGCUCAAAGAUUUGGAAAGAGAUAGCUUAACGGAAAAGGAAUGUGUGAAGGAGAAAUUGAACCUCUUGCAUGAAUUUCUGCAAACAGAAAUAAAGAAUCAGUUAUGUGACUUGGAAACUAAAUUACAUAAAGAAGAAUUAUCCGAGAUUUGUCCUUGGAGAAUGGAGCUCAUGCUCAGGAAGUGAAUGGAUGUCUAGAAAACGGGAGCCAUACGAGUAAUGAAGAUCGCAGAAUGGCAGAGGCAAACAAACCCUCCAAGCCUGUUUCAAAACCUCGCACGUCCCGAAGAAGCAAGUCAGAUGGAGAGACUAAGUCUGACGUUUCACCUAGCCCCAGGAUUACAAGGAAAACUACCAGGCAGACCACCAUCACAUCUCAUUUUGCAAAAGGCCCUGCCAAACGGAAACCCGAUGAAGAGCCUGAAAAAUCAAAAUCAGAAGAUUCUGUUGAUGAAGAAGACAAAGACCAGGAUGAAAAGAGACGUAAAGUUACCUCCAAAGAACCUGUUGCUGGACCUCUCCCUGCAGAAGAGCUGGAAAGAGUAAAACCAGGAACUCAUAUCGACAAGGAAGAAGAAAGAGAUGAAAAAGAAGAAAAGAGACUCAGAAGUCAAACCAAAGAACUAACAUCUAAACAGAAACCUAAGGAGGAGCCGGACAGAGAAGCAGUACCAGGAACUCAUGCUGAAAGGGAUCAAGAAGGAGACGAGAAAGAUGAAAAGAGGCGCAGAAGUCAACCUAGAGAUUUGGCUGCCAAACGGAGACCUGAAGAAAAGGAACCUGAAAGAGUAAAACCGCAAAUUUCUGAUGAAAAAGAUGAGGAUGAGAAGGAGGAGAAGAGACGCAAAACUUCAUCCAAAGAACUAACUGAGAAAAAAGUGUCUCGAACCAAAACAGUAGUGUCCUCCAAGACUCAUCCCCCGAAGUGUGUUCAGUGUGGACAGUACCUGGACGACCCCGACCUCAAGUAUGAACAGCAUCCCCUUGAUGCAGUAGAUGAGCCACAGAUGUUGACAAAUGAGAAACUGUCCAUCUUUGAUGCCAAUGAAUCUGGGUUUGAGAGUUACGAGGCUCUUCCCCAACACAAACUGACAUACUUCAGUGUUUACUGUAAGCACGGUCACCUGUGCCCGAUUGACACCGGCCUCAUUGAGAAGAAUGUCGAGCUGUUGUUUUCUGGCUCAGCAAAACCAAUAUACGAUGAUGACCCCUCUCUUGAAGGUGGUGUUAAUGGCAAAAAUCUUGGCCCCAUAAAUGAAUGGUGGAUCACUGGCUUUGAUGGAGGAGAAAAGGCCCUUAUUGGCUUCAGCACCUCAUUUGCCGAAUAUAUCCUAAUGGAUCCCAGCCCAGAGUAUGCACCGAUAUUUGGGCUGAUGCAAGAGAAGAUCUACAUAAGUAAGAUAGUAGUUGAGUUUCUGCAGAACAAUCCUGACUUGACCUAUGAAGACCUGAUCAAUAAGAUUGAGACCACUGUUCCUCCCUCUGGACUCAACCUGAAUCGAUUCACAGAGGAUUCUCUCCUUCGACACGCCCAGUUUGUGGUGGAACAAGUAGAGAGUUACGAUGAAGCUGGGGACAGUGACGAGCAGCCCAUCUUCCUGACCCCCUGCAUGAGAGACUUGAUCAAAUUGGCUGGGGUCACCCUUGGACAAAGGCGAGCUGAAAGACGGCAGACCAUUAGGCAUUCUGCCAAGGAGAAGGAUAAAGGACCCACCAAAGCCACCACCACCAAGCUGGUCUACCAGAUCUUUGACACUUUCUUCGCAGAGCAAAUUGAGAAGGAUGACAGAGAAGACAAGGAGAAUACCUUUAAACGUCGGCGGUGUGGCGUCUGUGAGGUUUGUCAACAGCCUGAAUGUGGCAAGUGUAAAGCCUGUAAGGACAUGGUUAAGUUUGGUGGUAGUGGACGGAGCAAACAAGCUUGCCAAGAGAGGAGGUGUCCCAACAUGGCCAUGAAAGAGGCAGAUGACGAUGAAGAAGUCGAUGACAAUAUCCCAGAGAUGCCAUCACCCAAAAAAAUGCAUCAAGGGAAGAAAAAGAAACAGAACAAGAAUAGGAUCUCUUGGGUUGGAGAAGCCGUCAAGACUGAUGGGAAGAAGAGUUACUAUAAGAAGGUAUGCAUUGAUGCGGAAACCCUGGAAGUGGGGGACUGUGUCUCUGUUAUUCCAGAUGAUUCCUCAAAACCGCUGUAUUUAGCAAGAGUCACGGCCUUAUGGGAGGACAGCAGCAAUGGACAGAUGUUUCACGCCCACUGGUUCUGCGCUGGGACAGAUACAGUCCUGGGGGCAACGUCAGACCCUCUUGAACUGUUCCUGGUAGAUGAAUGUGAGGACAUGCAGCUUUCUUAUAUUCAUAGCAAAGUGAAGGUCGUUUAUAAAGCCCCGUCGGAAAACUGGGCCAUGGAGGGAGGCAUGGACCCCGAGCCCAUGAUGAAGGAGGACGAUGGAAAGACCUAUUUCUACCAGUUGUGGUAUGAUCAAGACUAUGCAAGGUUUGAGUCCCCUCCAAAAAUUCAGCCAACAGAGGACAACAAGUACAAGUUCUGUGCAAGCUGUGCUCGAUUGGUUGAAAUGAGGCAAAAAGAAAUUCCCAGGGUCAUGGAGCAGCUCGAAGACCUGGACAACAGGGUCCUCUACAGCUCAGCCACCAAGAAUGGUAUCCAGUACCGAGUGGGAGACGGCGUGUACCUCCCACCUGAAGCCUUCACGUUCAACAUCAAGCUGUCCAGCCCUGUGAAACGCCCCCGGAAGGAGCCUGUGGAUGAAGAUCUGUACCCGGAACACUACCGGAAAUACUCCGACUACAUCAAAGGUAGCAACCUGGACGCCCCUGAGCCAUACCGAAUUGGCCGGAUAAAAGAGAUCUUCUGUACCAAGAAGAGUAAUGGCAGGCCCAAUGAGACAGACAUCAAGAUCAGGCUCAACAAGUUUUACAGGCCAGAAAACACUCACAAGUCCACUCCUGCGAGUUACCAUGCAGACAUCAACCUGCUUUACUGGAGUGAUGAGGAGGCUAUGGUGGACUUCAAGACUGUGCAGGGCCGCUGCACCGUGGAAUAUGGGGAGGACCUGCCCGAGUGUGUCCAGGACUACUCGGCAGGAGGCCCAGACCGCUUCUACUUCCUCGAGGCCUAUAAUGCGAAAAGCAAAAGCUUUGAAGAUCCUCCAAACCAUGCCCGGAGCCCUGGAAAUAAAGGGAAAGGGAAAGGAAAAGGGAAAGGCAAGGCAAAGUCUCAGGCAUGUGAGCCAAGUGAGCCAGAGAUGGAAGUCAAGCUGCCCAAGCUUCGUACUCUGGAUGUGUUUUCUGGCUGUGGGGGCCUGUCAGAAGGAUUUCACCAAGCAGGCAUCUCCGAAACACUGUGGGCCAUUGAAAUGUGGGACCCUGCGGCCCAGGCAUUCCGGCUGAACAACCCCGGGUCCACGGUGUUCACAGAGGACUGCAACGUCCUGCUGAAGCUGGUUAUGGCUGGGGAGGAGACCAACUCCCGUGGCCAGAGGCUGCCUCAGAAGGGAGAUGUGGAGAUGCUGUGUGGUGGGCCGCCCUGCCAAGGGUUUAGUGGCAUGAACCGCUUCAACUCUCGUACCUACUCCAAGUUCAAAAACUCCCUGGUGGUCUCAUUCCUCAGCUACUGUGACUACUACCGACCCCGCUUCUUCCUCCUGGAGAAUGUCAGGAACUUUGUCUCCUUCAAGCGCUCUAUGGUCCUGAAGCUGACCCUCCGCUGCCUGGUCCGCAUGGGCUAUCAGUGCACGUUUGGCGUGUUGCAGGCUGGCCAGUAUGGCGUGGCCCAGACGCGGAGGCGGGCCAUCAUCCUGGCCGCGGCCCCCGGAGAAAAGCUCCCCCUGUUCCCAGAGCCACUGCACGUGUUCGCACCCCGGGCCUGCCAGCUGAGCGUCGUGGUGGACGACAAAAAGUUUGUCAGCAAUAUAACAAGGUUGAGCUCGGGCCCGUUCCGAACCAUCACAGUGCGGGACACAAUGUCUGACCUCCCUGAGGUCCGGAACGGCGCUUCAGCGCUGGAAAUCUCUUACAAUGGGGAGCCUCAGUCCUGGUUCCAGAGGCAGCUCCGGGGCACACAGUACCAGCCUAUCCUCAGGGACCACAUCUGUAAGGACAUGAGUGCGUUGGUGGCUGCCCGGAUGCGGCACAUCCCUCUGGCCCCGGGCUCAGACUGGCGUGACCUGCCCAACAUCGAGGUGCGGCUCUCUGACGGCACCAUGGCCAGGAAACUGCGGUACACCCAUCAUGACAGGAAGAAUGGCUACAGCAGCAACAGGGCCCUCCGUGGGGUCUGCUCCUGCGUGGAAGCAGGCAAAGCCUGUGACCCCGCAGCCCGACAGUUCAACACCCUCAUCCCCUGGUGCUUGCCCCACACCGGGAACAGGCACAACCACUGGGCAGGCCUCUAUGGACGACUCGAGUGGGAUGGCUUCUUCAGCACGACUGUCACCAACCCUGAGCCCAUGGGCAAGCAGGGCCGCGUGCUUCACCCAGAGCAGCACCGUGUGGUGAGCGUGCGGGAGUGUGCCCGCUCCCAGGGCUUCCCGGACACCUACCGGCUGUUUGGCAACAUCCUGGACAAGCACCGGCAGGUUGGUAAUGCCGUGCCGCCGCCCCUGGCCAAGGCCAUUGGCUUGGAGAUCAAGCUCUGUGUGUUGGCCAAAGCUAGAGAGAGUGCCUCAGCUAAAAUAAAGGAGGAGAAAGCUACUAAGGACUAGUUUUGCCCUCCGUCACCCUCGUUUCCGGCACCAGGAAUCCCCAACAUGCACUGAUGUUGUUGUAUUUUUAACAUGUUGAAAUCUGUUGGUCCAAAUGUGUUGUACACGGUGUUUGUGGCCUUGGCUGACAUGGAGCUGUCCUGUGAGGUUCGCUUCUCAGUAACUACGUAGUGAUCGAACUGCAGUACUUUGUGCGUUCUGGAUUUUAAAGGUUUUUUAUUAUGCAUUAUAUCAAAUCUACCACUGUGUGAGUGGGAAUUCAGACUUUAUGUAGUUUUUAUAUGUUGUAAUAUUUCUUCAAAUAAAUCUCUCCUAUAAACCACCCUGGGUGGUGACUCGUGAUUUAGCCAGUGAGGGGCUUCAGGCUGCCUCUGCUAAGGCUGGAGGGGAAAGGGCUUGGCAGUGCUAGGGGACCUCACGGAGGUGUCUCUGAAGUAGAUCACUCUGUGUCUUGUGGUAUGCCUUUGAGGGUAGGGGUGGGGGAUAAGUUGUGUGACUCAGUUCUAGCCAAUGAGAUGCAAGUAGAACUUGCUAGUGUGGUUUCCAGGAAAGCCAUUUAAAGGAACAGUCUGGGCUGGCCUCUCCCAUGGCCUUGUGGACCUUCUUUGGUCUGGAAUGGGCUGUGGUGCCUGGUGGUGCAGCAGCCAUCUUAUGACCACGAGAACGGAGGACAAAAGCCCCUGCAGUGGAUGAUGGAAGCUAAAAGAAAAAAGGAGUCACCAUCGAGCUGCCCUCCAGACCCUGGCCUGCCCACCUCCAGGUGGAAACCCCUUAUUGCUAAGACUCUGUUAGUUGGGCUUUCUGCAGCUUUCAGGUAAACCCAAUCCUGCUGAAUUCCAAGGCUAAUCAGCCUUUUCUUAGGUUUGUCUUCGGGAAAAGACUUGCUGUAAAAUGCCACCAAAGCAGAAGACCUCAAAGAAGUGUCAGUCACCAGCACGCAUGACCCAGAGGGCCACUGAUAGGAUGUUGAGUAGCAACCCUACGUGUGAUUUAAUGGGUGGCGUUGUCUGAGGUGCUUCAACUGUCUGACUUCAGUGAGUCACAGACGUCUUAGUCAUAAGACCAAAGGCCUAAAUAUAACUCUAUUGCAAAGUUUCAAGUUCCUUAAUAACAUUCCCGCUUUCCGCUAUUGUGAACAGCGCAGCACUGAACACCCUUGUGCAUUCUCCCACCAUCCCCUUAAGGGCAAAUACCUACAAGAGAGAUUUCUGGGCCACUGAAUAUAAAUGUUUUAUGAUAAUAUUUUUACGUCUUCAGGACACAUGGGCGAACUACACCUGAGGUUUUGAUUAUGUCCCUACCAACAGGGAGCACCUUCCUUUAGCUGACUCCAGCUUUUGCCUCUCUGUAGUCCUUGUCGACUGAAUGGUGAAAGUCCUGUUAGCAUUUUUCUGUAGUGACUAUACUUCCAUGAGUCCAGUGGAUGUUGGAAUGUUCUCUUACUCUGGAGGCCGCUGACUUUCCUUGCUGAGAGCUGUAGGGCAGUAGGGACAUUGACCCUUGCUCGUAUUUUUCAUCUCGAUUCAGUAUGUCUUUGCAUACAGAGAUUUUCUAUUUUUAGGGCAUUAGAUUUAUUUAUAAGGAGCCCUGGUGGUACAGUGGUUAAGUGCUGGGCUGCUAACCUAAAGGUCAGCAAUUUGAACCCGCCAGCCGCUCCACGGGAGGAAGAUGCAGCAGUCUACAGGCUUGGAAACCCUAUGGGGCAGCUCUCCCCUGUCCUGUAGGGUUGCUAUGAGUUGGAAUUGGGUCGACGGCAAUGCAUUUGGUUAGAUUUAUUUAUAUUUGUCUUCUCAUUUUCUGUUUUUCAUGGUCUAUUUAGAAAGACCUUUCCUAUCACUGGGGCUCUGGUGGCGCAGUGGUUAAGCACUGGGCUGCUAACCAAAAGUUCAGUUCAAAUCCACCAGCUGCUCCUUGGGAACCAUAUGGGGCAGUUCUCCUGUGUCCUGUAGGGUUGCUAUGAGUCAGAAUCGACUCGAUGGCGAUGGGUUUGGCUUGGGUUUCGGCUUCCUAUCCCUAGAUCAUAAAAAUGUUUUCUGCUGUAUUUCUAUGAUGCUCUCAUUUGAACAUGUGAAUCACUUUUGUAAGGACUAAAACAGGAAUCUCAGCUUAUUUUUUGAACAGGAGACAAGUGCACAGGGGGAAGGAAAUACAGCUGCUCAAUCUAGUUAAGUUUCCCUGUCAGAGAUCUUAUUUUUUUAAGUAUACCUUCUGCUUGUAUCUUUUUUAUUUUUUUAAGCUAAAAUCUCAUUGAAAAGUACAUAGUGAAUAUACAGUGAAAAAUAAGCCAAGGCUUUUCCUGUCCAGAUUCCUAGGCUCCUUGACAAUCUGAAUUCUUGUCUCCUUUCAAAGUCAUUCCACAGUGAGCAUCUCUGAUAGCGGCUAUUGAAACUGCUUUGCACUUGAGAGGUGGUUUUAUACAGGAGUGCCUCGCUUUCCAUUUAUUUUUUUUUUAUUGAGGUAUAAGAAAUGCAUAGAUCCUAAGUAUACAGCUUGAAUUUUGGCAAAUGCACACAGACCUCUAACCCACAUGCUUAUCAAGAUAUGGAGUCCCUGGGUGGUACAGUUAAUGUGCUUGGCUGCCGACUAAAAGGUUGGGAGUUGGAGUCCACCCAAAGGGGCCUGGGAAGAAAGGCCUGGCAAUCUACUGCUGAAAAAUUCGCCAUCAAAAACCCUAUGGAGCACAGUCGUAUUCUGACACACAUGGAGUUGCCAUGAGUCAAAGUCAACAGCAAAUUUUUUUUUUUUUUUAGAGACCAAAGUUUAUUAGUGGUUAGCAGGGUUGAAGGGAGGAGGAGAGGGAGAGUCAUUGCUUAGGGUGAGAAGACUUUUAAUUCUCCUGAAAUCCAGAUUUCUGGGGUCCGUGGAGGUUGAGGUGACCCACCCAGGCCAUUGCCCUGACGGUGAUCUUUUGAACCUUGAGCUUCGAGUAGACUGGUCUCCUAAAAAUCACCUUUAAGUCAAACAGUAGUCUUGCAAAUUGGUAAAGACCGUUUUGCCUUGGGCAUUGGGCUCUUUUGAAAAAUUAUCUAUGUGCAGUCGGUUUUGAGAACUUUUUUUUUAAUGGAAGUAUAUAUAAAACAUUUCCAUCACCCAAGAGUGUCCCCUUGUGCCUCUUCCCAGUUAAUACACACCCCCGCCCCCACCACCACACACACAGGGGCAACCUCUGUUCUGAUCCUGUCUCCAUAGAUGAUUUCCUUCUGUUCGUGUGCUUAUGAAUGGAAUCAGUACAGUGUGGGCUUUUGGUUAGCUUCUUUCUCUCAACAUAGCGUUCCUUAGCGAGGAAUCCAUGUUAUUAGUGUUAAUCAGUAGUUUUGUUCUUUUUUACUACUAAGUAGAAGGAAUGCCCUUAUUUUAAGUUGUUUAUCAUUCUAUUGUUUGGAAACUUGUGUCCCUCAGUGUGUGGUUGCCAAGUUGUGGUACAUACAUUUGUACAUGUGUGUGAAUCCAUAUCUAGGACACAUUUCUAGUAGUAGAAUUGCUGGGUGAAAACUUUAUAGAAUUGCCACAUCCUCUCAAAACCCAAUGGGGAAUGCACUGAAUUUACAGACUUAGAGGGGAAAUGGACAUCUUAAAGACAGACCUGUCUAAGAACAGGGUCGGUCCUUGUUUAUUCAAAUAUUUGCGUUCCUCAGAACAUUUUAAAAUGUUCAUAUCAAUCUUGGCAGUUUUCUUGAUUCCUAGACAUUUAGUGCUUUCAUUACUAAUGGAAAUAGAAUACUUUUGCAUUUUCUAAACUGUGGCCCUUUGCUUACAGAAAGAUCGAUUUGUAUGGAUUAUUGAUUUUGUGUUUUUUUUUUUUAAAUCUAGCCAACUUUGAAUUUCCUUAUUUUUGUGAUACUUUCCCAGUCUUGGUUGGAGGUAUACACUUCUCUGCAAGUGAGGAUUCACUGGUGUAAUGAGUAGAACUGAA